Molecule: messenger RNA, 4135 nt
Organism: Ceratosolen solmsi marchali
Lineage: Eukaryota; Metazoa; Arthropoda; Insecta; Hymenoptera; Agaonidae
Product: type I inositol 3,4-bisphosphate 4-phosphatase
Exons: 16
Cellular component (GO): cytoplasm
Molecular function (GO): phosphatidylinositol-3,4-bisphosphate 4-phosphatase activity
Source: RefSeq, a predicted model, not a curated record
CAAAAGAUGUUAUAGAUAACAGAUAAAUUGGUGAUUUUUAUAAAGAUGAGGUUUAACAAGCAAGAGUUAAUGGCUCUGGCUACUCAGCCUUCACAAAAAUUUGAAAAAGAAGGUAUACUUUAUCUACGAGAACGACAAGAAAGCUUCUUUCGUCGAACAGAGAGUACAAAUAAAAAACUUGACAGCAAAAAACAAAAGGAAAAAACACAUAAGACACUUCGAGACUUCAGUUGCGUUUCAGCCAGUACGAGUAAAGUAAGUCUUGAGAGAUGGUGCAGAUUGCGGGGAAAUCUCUUAUUUUAUUUCAAGUCAAAAGAACAAUGGUCUGAGCCAGUUGGUGUUAUCAUACUUGAGCAGUUCUCUAUUCGCGUUGAACAGCAAACUAAUCAGAUUCCCUAUGGAUUUAGUAUAGUAUUUGUCGGUGGUAUCUAUCAACAACUUGGCGCAAAUUCUUUAGAAGAUAGAGACAGCUGGCUGCAAGCUCUGCAUUUAGCUAGUUAUGAGUUCAUGCGAAGUCAACUAUUGGCACUGAGACAACGAAUAGAAACGUCAGUUAAUCAUAAUUAUGACACAGACAUCCAGAUGUUACGAGUAAAAUGUGGUAUUACGGCAGGUUUGUUAUUAAUUUUUUUAAAGUUUAAAAAUGUACACGGUUUGCAUAAUAUUUAAAAGAAAUUAUACAUUAAAGUAGGAAUUGCAGAUGGUUUUAUUGAAAAAUAAAUAAUUUCAAUAGAUCCUGCAGAGAUUCCCAUUUGUGAGAUAUCACUUGCAUGCGACAAUCUAUUAUGCGAUGGUCAUGGUCGACCUCCCAACGCCGUUUUGGAAAUAGAAGUUCAAACUUGUCACUCUAAAACUUGGGUGAAAUAUACACGUACAGAAAUUGUGGAGCGAAGCAGUAAUCCAGGUUUUCUAAAGACAGUUAGCUUUCGGACAAGUGAUGGUAUCAGUACCGAUUCUUGCUUGCGCAUAACGGCAUACGAUGUGAGGGAGCGUGUGAGCCAAACAUCUACACCGAUUGGCAGUGCUCUCGUGACAUUCAGUGCUAUUCAAGAUAUGCCAAGAUUGAGAAUACCCUUAAAAUCUUCAAAGGACAUAACUGCAGGCUUUUUAACCAUUAAUGCUUGGAAUUUAGAAACCGAGGAUAAAGGAAAUAGUACUGAAAGUACACCAUCCAAAAAUAUGUCAAAUAAAUUGUAUUGUCAUAGACGUUCGCAAUCACUUCCUUCAAGAUUAGGUACAAAAAUAAAGCUUCCUCAUCAAGGACAAUUAAAACUGCUAUUUGCUAAUUCUCAUAUCCAAACAUACAGAUUUCAUUCUGGUUUGGGUGGUGAUAUUUGCGUUUAUGAAAUAAUGGCUGAAAGCAAGUUAUGCUACCAGUUUCCACAACAAUUGUUAGGAAUUUGGAUUCAAGAAGAAAAGGAACUUUUGCAAGAAGUUGCUGGAAUGGGUGAAUUGCGAGAACCUUGGCAUACUAAACAAAUUGAACUUUUAGAUCGACACUUACAUCUGUUACACUUAUAUUCUCAAGCAAAAGAAAAUUUAGCCGCAUUUAAAGGAAGUUAUUUUAAACAGUCAUCGCGAAAGAAUGAUAGAUCAUUAGAAUUUGCACCUCUGAAUUUACAUUUUCAAAGAAUGUGGGUUCAUAAUGAUACGUUAAAUAAAUCUGGUUUAUAUGAUUUUAUUAGUGUUGGGGCAUUUACUGCUCAUUCUCAUAAAAGUAAAACCGGUGGACUUCUAAGAUUAGUGCAAACACUUAAAGAAUCUCUGAUACAAGGCAUCCAAAUCUAUCAAGGAAAUUCGAAAAUUUUAAUGUUAUAUGAUGCAAUUCAAACCAUUAAACAACUGCGCAGUGAUGUAGUUAAAGCAAUGCAAUCUCUUAUGAAAUUAGCUAAAGAUAAAGAACCAACCGGUAUGCUAUCAAUAUGUGAGGAAAUGAUCUCUAAAACUCGAACAUUACUUAGUCUUUGGGAUCCUGGAUUAAUUGAAGAGGCUUUAGCCUUUUUAGAAGAACAUAAAGUAUCGAAGGCAUCAGAGAUUAUCAAUAAUGAAGUCUCCUUUACACUUAAUUUUGACACUAAUAAGCCAUUAUCGCCUUUUAAAAGAAUUACCCAACAACUUAAUUUUGAUCUUAAAAGUCCUGAUUUCGAUGAUUUUAUUACACCAGAUACUCCACAAUAUGUACAAGCGAUAUGGGAAAAGGAAAGUUCUAAAAAUAAAUAUGUAAGCUUUACUGUAAAAAAUAAAAUUAAUCGUAAUAUACAUGACCAGCAAACUAAUGAAAAUUUUGUGAUAUUUCCAGAGGUUGAAAAUGAAUUGGAUAAAUGUAAAAUGACUGAAAAUGUUAACAAACAGAAUUGCAAACUCGAAGAUAACAAUAAUCAUAUGAAGGAAGAUGAAGAAAAACCUGAUUUAAAUCAUAUCAAUAAUAUAGAUUUGAGUAAGCGUUUCCUUGAUACACAAAAGAUGUGCAAUUCUCCUUCUGCAAACUACUAUAAACCAACAGAUGAACCUGAACCAUGGGAUUUAAUUCAGUUAAAUAUUGAAGCAAGUGUUAUGUGUCUUAUAUCAAAAGUAAAGUUUCUAUGUGGGCGAUGUACUAGUCCAGCAAUAAGACUACGCAAUAAAAAUUAUUUAGAUAGGAAUCAAAGUUUAAAGAAUUACCUAGAAUAUAAUAGAACUAAUGCCACAUCUAUUGUAACUAAACGACAAAAAAAUGGUAUUAAAAAUGAAGAAACAACUAAGCUAUUAGAUAAUGAUGUAGAACAAAGUAAUACUAAUGUUGGUAAACAAAAUUCAGCAAUGAAUAAAACAAAAGAAGGAAUCACUCUAUUUUAUUGUAAUGCAUCCUCUAAUACAGUGUGUCAAGCUAUGAGUUCCAUGACACGCGUAAUAAAAGAGAAUUCAAGUUCGAGAAAUAAAUUUACAGAAGGUUUAGAUUUUGCAUCAAUUGUUGACUGGACUAGUGAAUUAAGACCUAGCAUGAAGAAACUUCGUCAAGCAAUGGAUGGUUUACUGAAAACUGCACGGCUCACUCAUUCGGUUUUUAGAGUACAAGAAGAUUCUAAAACCGCCUAUCGUAUUUGUAACGUCCGUUAUAGACGUGAUGUAUGCUUCAGUCAAGCGCUGACAGCAUUAGUAUCUGGUCUGAUGGCAAAACUUUGGUGUCAAAGACCAGAUCCAAUAUUUUUAUUAAUUUUAACAACACUUGGUCCCCUGAUCUCUUUUGAAGGUUUAUUAAGUUACUAUGGAGAUGAAAUUGAUAUGUGGGGAGACAUGGCUGUUGCUAUAGAAGAUAUGCAUACAGUCACAUUUAAACUAUCAAGAAAUGAAAUCCAUACAAGUCAAAAUGACGGAAAGCAUAAUACAAGAUUUCCAUUGCCUAGAGUAAUUGGAUCAAGAACAGCAUUAACAGUACUUCUUCCAGUACCAGAUGCCAUAUAUUCCUUAUUCCCAUUAAUUCCUUCGAUUAAACAAACUCUUUCCUUUACAGUAACUCCUGUAUUUUUUAACAUUGGAAUCAAUGAAAUGGCUUCUUUAGCAGAAAGUCUUGGAAUUACGAAACCUCAAGAAAAAAGUAACGUGGAUAAUUUUGAUCGAUUAAAUGAAUAUUAUUUGAGAUUUAAAAAACUGAAUCUUCCAACAGAAUUUGUUUCUACUAGAUUUGGAGCUCAAUCAGGCUUGAAUCAAACAUUAAUUGAAUUGAUGACAAAUCUAAAAGCUUGUGUUCAAGUUAAAGUAAAUAAAAAUGUUGAAAUUUUACAACUAUCUUCACAAAUUUGUAGACGCAUGCGAGGUUUAAGAUUUACUAGUUGUAAAAGUGCAAAAGAUCGCACUGGAAUGUCUAUUACAUUAGAACAAGUAAACAUUCUUGCAACAGAAUAUCAUCUUGCAGAACAUGAAGUGUCAAAGGCACUUGACUGUAUGCGAAGUGAAGGAUGUCGAAGAGAAAAUACAUGGAAAAAUAUUGGUAUAAAGAAAUAUGCAUUCAAUAGCUUACAAAUUAUGACACUUCCGAAACUAUAUCGACCUCCAACUGGCACAUAUGGUUCUGCACAAACUUAAUUCUACUACUGAAUAAACAUAUUUUAAUAUCUUGUACAGUUUAAUUUUCUGAUAUGGAAAUGUAUUAUGUAGU